UUCGGUACUUCCCAAGCUCCAACUUUUCAAACAUACGCUACCUCCCUCCCUCCCUCCUCCUCCCUUGCUUGCUUAGAGACUUAGAGAGAGUGAGAGAGAGAAUAAAGGGAGAGGAAAUACAAAAGCAAUCAUCUCCAAACCACAUUGAGAUGGCUUCUUCACCACACCGGUCACCGCCAGAAGAAAAAUACAACCCACCUCCAGAAAGCCCACCCCAAGAUAAUCAAUCAGAGAAGUCUCCAUCCAAGGCGAUCGUCGCCGUCGAGCGCUACUCUCCGCUUCGGUCUCCCACUCCUAGAGAAGAGAAAAAACCGGUCUCGCCGCCGGCGGACAACGUGCCUUCAUCGGCGACGGUGAAAUCCCCUUCUCCUGUGAUCGUGGUGAACCGGUCUAUCCGGGAAGAGUUAUCGGUGGCGACGAAGGUGGAUUCGGGAGGAGACGGGCGAAACGUUGAAGAAGGAGGUGAGAGGCGAUCGAGGGCGUUGUCAUCCAUUCUUCGGAGGUCGAGGAGGGAAGUGAUGGUGAAGAGGGCGGAAUUAGGGUUUAGGGUAUGUGCGGCCCUGUUCUGCUUGGUGUCAUUUUCGGUCAUGGCCGCCGACAAGACGCAAGGUUGGGCCGGUGAUUCCUUCGACAGAUACAAGGAAUACAGGUAUUGCAUAUCCGUGACCGUGAUUGCAUUUGUGUAUGCUGGGUUUCAGGCGUGCACACUCUCCUACCACAUGAUCACCGCUAAACAUGUCAUCCCUCUUCCACUCCGCUGUUUCUUUGACUUCUCCAUGGAUCAGAUAUUGACAUAUCUUCUGAUAUCGGCAUCAUCAUCGGCGGCGACUCGGGUAGAUGAUUGGCAAUCCAACUGGGGGAAAGACGAGUUCACAGAGAUGGCAAGUGCUUCCAUCGGGAUGUCUUUCCUUGCAUUUAUCGCCUUCGCUUUCAGUUCCCUCAUCUCCGGCUAUUACCUCUGUAUUCGCUACUCCACUUAAAAAAUGUCACUAGCCCUGUCAUCUUCCAUUUAUAUAUUUAUCCAGUAUCUCUCUUCUACAUGUUUUUUUUUGCCAUUUCUCUGGCUUUAGAGAAAAUGUUGGAAAAGUAAAAAAAAAAAUUCGCAUUCAGUGCUAAUGCGAGAGAAAUUCCAAGUUUUUUCUUUGUACACGCAACACACAUACACCCACGCAUAAAGAUAGAGAGGACAGAGUUGUUUUUAUUUUAGUCUCCAACAGUGUCAGUAUGUAUAUACUUGGUCAGUUGCUGCCAUAUGGAAACAAUUUAUCCUAAUUAUUUCU
Messenger RNA from Nelumbo nucifera (sacred lotus), 1280 nucleotides. RefSeq names its product CASP-like protein 4A3. Lineage: Eukaryota; Viridiplantae; Streptophyta; Magnoliopsida; Proteales; Nelumbonaceae. The record is from RefSeq and is a predicted model, not a curated record.